AUGAGUAAUACCAAUACGACCGGGGAGGACCCCAACAGGCCCGGAAAUGGAGAGCAACCAGAGAACCCAUUGUUGGUAUACAAUGUUAACAGACCGGGUGCAGUUCGUGGGCGGCCAAGUGGAGCUGAGGCCCCUCCACAAGGGCCUCCCCCUACUGGGAAUGUCUUCCACUUCGGCCAGCCUCCGCAGCCUAUGCCUUACAAUGGGCCGGCACUACAACAGCAACAGCAGCAGCAGCAGCCGCAGGAGGCCGAUGUGGCAUCUCAGAUUCGAGAUCGCUUACGUGCGGCUUUCGGGUUUGGUAACCAGCCGACUACUGGACAGGCUCAUAGCAAUGGUUGGCAAUGGAAUACGUGGGACUGUGGUCGGUCCACCAAGACCGCAAUUUGGUCCACCAUCGGGCUCUUGGUCUUCUUUGUGCUCUUCUGGGUCUUCUUCACUGCAACUCUGGAGGUCAAUGAAGUAGGCAUACUGCGCAAUAUGAUAACAGGUUCGGUGCCUGAGGACGGCGGCGUCUAUCGAGGCGGCCGGCAUGUGGUAUGGCCUUUCCAAACCUUUGUUAAGUUCCCAGCUACUUAUACUACCAUCGACUUCACUGGGCCGAUGACUGUCAAAACAAGGACUGGUGCUGACAAGUCGGACCCUGAUAGUGGUGGACAACCAAUCACGAUAUCCUGCUCUCUACAAUUCCAAUUUGAUCUGGAGCACCUUCAUGACGUCUACGUGUCCUUUGGCGGCCUAGAACCAGCUAUGAUUCGGUACCGUUUGUUGGCAAGGAACGCCGUGUCUAAUACGGCUCAGAGGAUGGAGGGCGAGUGGUACUGCAGGUUCGUACCGCAAGACUUCUGGCAAGACCGUAAGAGGAUAUCUGAUACGAUGGAGAGUGUGUUGAAUAGGACCUUCAUUAGUCAAGGUGGCGGCAGCAAGAUCCGAUUCUUCCAGAUCCUCCGUACUGACUUCGUACCUAGUUAUGAAGACACUAUUACAGACAUACAGGUAGCCGAGCAGCAGAAGGUUAUCAACGAGUACGCUCAGGAGGUGGCGGCAGUCAGACAGAGUAUCGAAGUGCUGUUGGCGCAGAAUGAGGCUCGUAUAGCAAAUAUUACGGCAACAGGGGCGGCCAAGGCGAGAGUUAUCGUCGCGGAAGCCACACAAGAGGCAUUCAGAACGAAGCAGGCUACGAAGGCAACGGCGUAUAAACGCUUGUCGGACCAACUGCAGUUGGGCGCAACAGAAUUUUCCAAGUAUCUCGAGUUGAAGAGUGCUACUGGCAAUAGACGUGGAGGGUCGGUGGUGAUGGGUCUGGGCUCGUCUCCAGUACAGCGUGGCCGACCUGUUCAUGAUGAACUGUGA
Molecule: messenger RNA, 1353 nt
Organism: Perkinsus marinus ATCC 50983
Lineage: Eukaryota; Perkinsozoa; Perkinsida; Perkinsidae
Exons: 12
Coding region: 1-1353 (450 amino acids)
Source: RefSeq, a predicted model, not a curated record